AUGGAAAAUGAUACAAUCAAUUACAUGAAAUUUAAAAUGGGCUUUAGUCAAAGGAUACUUUUGGCAGAUAAGGCAGUGCCCUCUAAACUUAAAUGUCAAGUGGAACGCAAAAGAAGGCUAUCUGCUGCAGGACCUUCUCCAGAAGCAUCAGCUAAGAGGCAAAGAAUUGAUCUUGUCACAGACUGUCUAAGUGCUACUGGAAUGAACACUGAAAGCUCACAAAAUGAAAGAAAUUUGGACACUAUUGAGACUGAUGCAUCAACAAAGUCUCAAACAACCAAAGACAAAGGAACAAACACUGAACCUAUCUUAAAUGUUGAAAAAGCUGUUCAAGUUACUACAAAACAGAAAGUAUAUUAUCGGAGCAAAGCUGUGCAAACAAAAUGUUCGAGUAAAAAUAUUUCUACUUCACCACUAAAAGUGUCAACUACAUCUCGUUUCACUUCGCCAUUUAAGAUCGAACCAUGUUAUCUUCAACCUUCACAGUCAGAAGCAAUUAAAGCAAUAAAGAGAAAUAUAGUCUCGCAGGAAGAAAAAUCUAGUAGUGAUAUUUCUUGUAUUGAAAGUGAUAAUUAUUCACCUUUUGUGGCUACAUCAUCACCAAAAGUUACUGACUCUGAUACAGAUAAUAUUGAAAAUAUUGAAAAAUUGCAGUACCUUAAACAUUAUAUGCACUUAAUCAAAAGAAAACCCUUAAUGUAUGUUGGUAUAACUAAAGAAUGUUAUUUUAUAGUUCAGAUGAUGCAUGAAGUGACCAACAUAAAAAUAGAACACAUUUUGCUAUGCUUAAAAAAAUUAGACAAAAUAGCACAUUUUCUGAAUUAG
Arctia plantaginis is the source of this 825-nucleotide messenger RNA. Lineage: Eukaryota; Metazoa; Arthropoda; Insecta; Lepidoptera; Erebidae. The record is from the annotation of a GenBank genome assembly.